AUGGCAUCUUCUCAAGGCUGCAAGAAGACUUGGAAGAACAGGAAGAGCUACAAGGAGCAUGUCAAGCACAUUCACCAUGAGAGAUAUACCCUCUCUUUUGUUCAACAUGAAAAUGUCAAGAACUUCAACCAUCACUCCAAAAGUGUUCAUAAGGUGGUCAAGUUCUCUUUCAAGACUGUGGAAGGAGAUGAGGGAGUUGAAUUGGAGUCUGAGUUUAUGGAUGUGGAUUUGCCACUCCCAGAUCAGCCUGUCUCUUCGCCUACUCCAAAGGCGACACCUCUCCGUCUUCCGUCUCCUGGUCCUCACUCGUCGCCUGCUCCUUUGGUUGCCCAACCAGCUACCCCACCUGGUCUUGGAUCACUACGCUCAUCCUCACCAGAUCUGGACAUCACACCACGUCCACUUCCAAGUCUGCCUACGCAGCACGUUACGGCUACUGAACCUGCCAUCAGCGACUUGACAACUACCGCUACGUUAGAGAAAUAUGGUCUUCGAGUUCACCGCCACUACUCUACGGUUCACUGCAUGGGUUGUCUUGUUGCCUGGAUUCCCUCUAAAGUAGUAGGCCAUCUUCGCUCACAUGGCUUUACUGUCUCUCGUCAGGAUGAAGAGCAACUGCUCCAUGUUCUGGCCAUGCUUCACGUCAUCGACAAGGAAGUCCCACUCCGUCCAAAGACGUUAGGGCCACCUGUUGAAGGUCUGGCAGUCUCUGAUGGCUACUGCUGCAGUACUUGCGACUACGCCUGCCUGAAGGAGUCAAUGAUUGAACGUCAUAUUGGUAAACAUAAAGAAGUACCUUCACAGUAUGGAUCAAACUACACAAAAGGCUGUGUUCAAACUUUCUUCUCGCCUACUCAACGACAUUACUUUGAAGUUACGUCACCACCAUCACCGCCUUCAGUUGAUUCGUCUCUGCUCGACAUCUACACCACCAAACUACUGCCAGAUCUCACUAUCACUACCCACAUUCUACAGCCUAUUCAUCCGCAUGAACUACCACUCAUGGUUCAGAUGACUGGCUGGCAUACACAUCUAGCAGAUUAUCUGAAGGAUCGACGUCUUGUGGGGGAUCUUUUGGACUUGGUUAAGGUGCCUACGCAUGGGUCUGGGAGUCGCCUGGCUAAGCUUGGUGAUGUGGCAAAUGAGUACCUUCAAAUCGCUGGGCGCAGAAUCAGCAAGUCACCCUUUGAAGUUCGCAAGAUGUUGAAACGGUAUCCAAUGGAAAGCGUCCACUUCAAGCCACUUGAAGACUCCUCCACCAUUCGCAACUACUCUACGGUUCUUGCUAAGCUGGCCAACGCAAUUAUCAAGUCCAUAGAUGGUACACGCAACAAGUCUGGCUACCAGUUCCCGCUAUCUGAAGACGACAUCAGACAUGCCCAAGCCCUCCUUGCAUCACUGAAAGAUGGUGUCCAUAUGAAGAGCCAGGUCGUGGCCAUGCAUACACUGGUACAGCCAAUGCUGAGUCGCUUCGCUAACGUUACGGAGUCAGAAGAUGGCAGCAGCAAAUGGAGUAGAUUCAUUGAAUGCUUCAUAGCGCUGCUUUCAAUUCAAGAUGACGGAUCUUUCAAACCGCCUCAGUACAUGACGCAACCACUGGCUAUCCUCAAGUACCUUUGCCGGGUUACAUGCUUCAUGCACGCCCUUGGCCAUCUUGAUGGUUCUGAAAAGGCAUUUGAGGAACUGGUAGAAGACCAAGUCAAGCUUCAUCUUGCACCCAAUGUUCGCUCUGCCUUCAAUACAAUUUCGAACUACCAGUCGUACAUCUCUUCUCUUGUCCACAACACCACUGCGGCUCCUACGACUAUGGUCAGUGCUGAUGGUCAACUCAUCACCUACCACAAGAGUGUUCUGGAUGUUCCACGGUUACGGCUUGCAGUUGAAGGACUCGCUGCGCAUAUCAAGGCUCAAAUUACCUCUCUGUUCAACACUGAAGUAUUUGAGUACUCGAUUCCAGACAACAUCAGUGACGACUGGACAACUACAGCUAGAGGCUCUUCCUGGCUAGACGACAUCGAUUCCAUGGUCGCAAAGCCCAAUCAGUUAAUGGCUGCGCUGCUCAACACGCCUGGUCGUUUCCUAUUACGCAAAGACAGUGCUGGUGGUGCUGUUUGGAAUCAAGCUGCUGUCUUGGAGGUACUUGGGAUCAUGCGCGAGAUCAACCACUCUCUGGCGCUAUACAGCUUCAUUACGGCUGGCCCUGAUCCACGUGGUGCAGAGUUUGUGGAGCACAAGAUUCGCAACUCAAAUCGACCUCGUACUGUCUUCCGUUCGCUCAAAGACCUCUGGCUCGUCACCCGUCGCACCAAAGCAGAACAUCUACAAGGCGCAGAGUCCUUCAUAGCCAUGAAGUGCCAUCCAGAACUCACCCACUUGCUGGAGAUCUACUUGCUUGGUAUACGUCCUUUGGAACAGAUUCUGGCUCGUGUCGCUUGGGAUGAAGAGACUGCACUGCUGUAUGCUGAGUACCUGUGGCUCGACAUGGGAAAGGUGAUAACUGCAGAUACGUUUAGCGAACUGCUAGCCACGUUCAUGCAGCAGAAGGCUGGUGUUAGGGACUGCGGCUUGCGCAACUUCCGUCAACUUACGGUUGAGAUGGGGCGCGUCUACUUGGGCUCAGAGUUCCAGCUGGCCAUGGAAGGUGAAGACGCUUUUGCUGAACUUCGUGGCCACACUACAAGAGUGGAACGUGCACACUACGCACCAGAGGCUGGCCAUCUUCCGUCCCUCACCAGCGACAUGGUUCUACGCUUUGGUUUCGCCUCUGACGCUUGGGCAAGAAUGAUGGGCUGCUUUCCAGAGUAUCCACCCAUGGUCCCGCUAAUAGUCAAGAAGCGCAACCAGUUAUUUCCCACCACAACUACCUUCACAACUUCUGGUGUUACUGCUGCUACGCCUACACUCGAUACAGCUGCCUUGCUUGCAGGCAUACGUGCUGAGAUUGCCAAUACGGUUACGGGUGCUGUUUCAUCUGCCAUGGCUCGGGUUAUGGAUGCUGUAGAGUCCAAGGUGCAGAAAUCGGUGGCAGAGGGUGUUCAGAAAGCACUGUUCAUUGCUCAGUCAGAAGGCAUUCGCUAUGCAGAUUCAGCGCCACAGUUCCCCUUGCAUGAGUCUACUUCGACAUCCAUACAUCCGGUUACGCCACUCCAGGAGAUUGCUCAAGGGGAUUACACCGAGAUUGAGGACUUGUAUGGAGAUGAUCCACCAGAACUUUCUGCACCAGCAGCCUCGCUUCCUCCUGUUCCUUCUUCUUCUUCUGCUGCGCCUCUACCACCGACUGGGCCCUCAGUGAAUGAGCCAGGAUAUGCACUCGACUUGCUUCGGAAGUUCUUCAAGAAUCCAACUGCUGAAUUCAAGUCGCCAGGUCAACGGAAUAUUGUCAAACACGCUUUAGCUUUGGAGAACAACUUCGUGGGCAUUCUUCCAACUGGUGGAGGCAAAAGCUUGUCAUAUUUGCUACCGGUUUUCAAAGAGCAGCAUCUUGGCUACAAGACAAUCGUGGUCGUUCCCAACAAGGCUUUACUUCAAGACCAGUUGGUCAAGGCGCAAGCAUUCGGUAUCAAUGCACUUCACUACACUAGCAAGCACCGGGACAUGGGCAGGUCGCCAUUGGUAUUUGUGGCGCUGGAAACUGCUAUUUGUGGUACAUUCGCCAAUGCCUAUGCAGAGAACGAAAGGUGUAUCAAACGUGUUGUAAUAGAUGAAGCACAUCAGAUCUUCACCUCAAACUCAUGGCGCAAGGACUUCCAGCAGCUGUGGCAUCUCGCAGACUUUCCAGUUCAGAAGGUCUACCUCACCGCUACGCUUCCCAUCAAAAAGGAGACAGAGUUCCUCAGCCUUGUUGGUGCUCGCCGUUCGACUGCUGUUCUUCGUUCGCCAGUUCCUCAGCCUCAAAUUGAAUACCACCAGUACUCCAUGGACAGGAACGUAGUGCCUAUGCAUGAGGUCAUCCGUGGCGUUAUUGCUAUUCUGGACAAGGACUUUGGGCCAAACGACAAGGGCAUUGUCUUUACGCAAUCGACUAGUGAUGCAGACAAACUGGCUGGCUAUACCCACAACAUGAUCUCGCAUUCAAAACUCGAAACCAGCGUCAGAGCAGACAAUGAACACAACUGGAUGAAUGGCACAAGUUCAGAAUUCCGGUGGAUUACUGCUACGACUGGCAUGAUACAUGGUGUUGAUCAUCCAAAUGUGGUCGCUGUUGUCUUCGUUGGUGUUCCAUACAACAUCCUCAACAUCAUUCAAGGCGCUGGUCGUGGUGGUCGUGGUGGUGGUUCUGCUAAGGCCAUUCUCAUCAAUGACAGGGCUGUUCAUAUCAUUGAUCCUCAUUCUCGACUUGAUGAUCGAGAUUGCACAACAGAGACAUUGCAGUGGGUGAGGGGUUGGGGUGGAUGUCAUAGGGCGGUUCCUUCGAAAUUGCUAGAUGGACAUGUUCAAACCUGUCAGGAACUGGCCAAGAUUCAUUCCAACACACGUCUAUGCAACUUGUGCAAUCCCAACUUGCCAUUCAGCAGUGCUUAUCACCAGCUUAUCCAGGACAUCAAGCGCAGCGAAUGGGAACGGAUCAUGGGUGUGGUACCAAAGAAGACUGUUACAAAUAUGCAAGCUGCUACAGUUCCCACCAGCACCACUCAACCAGCUACAUCUGGAGAUGAUUCAGAUGACGACCACUUGUUCAACAGUUUCAACGACUUUGAGUUGGCCAACUUGGAUCAAUCGCUAUUUGAAGAUACAUCAGCAUCAACAACCGCCACUACGUCUACUGCUUCUUCUGCUAGGGCCACCCCAGUGCCUGCAGUUGUACCUCCACCAGUCGCCCCAGCGUCUAUCAGUCUUUCAGUUCCUUCUACCAUAUCCCGAAAGCGUCCUGCAGAAGCCUUGCCUAGUACAGCACCACUCAACAAGCGCCUACAUCUCACACGCCCUUCUGAAACUCAGAUACAGUCCAUGUCGUCUGGACCAGCACUUCCUAUUCAACUGGAUCAAGCAUACCAUCGCCAGCUAGUUGACGCUAAAAACUACAAGUUCAAUAAGCUCAACAGCUUGUGCAAGUACUUGAAUGGUCACUGCAAAGCAUGCUGGGCAAUCAAUGGCACUAUGGUGAAGGCAUCUCAUUGGCCACCAUUCAUUGCAUGUCACCAACAUCAAAAGCUUCCUGGUCCAUAUGAGAAUGCUAUUGGGUGGCAGAAUCUGAGGAGUAUGAUGAAGUACAAAGUGAAGUUCUCCUAUUGCUUCCAUUGUCAUCUACCACAGGGCAAGUGCAAGACCACUGGGCAAUCAUGGCUACCAAGCAGUCAUGGGGAUUUAUCCAAGGGAGACAGGUCAUGUGGAGGACUCAAGGACACUGUGAUACUGGCUGUAUGGCAUAUCAGGAACACUCAGGAGCUGAGGGAAAAGGCAUGCCAAGAUCUGGCUCAUCUGAACAUGAAUCCAGGAGCAGACUUGACAGCAUUUGCUGAAUGGUUGGUGAUAGAAGAACCAGGGAACUUCAGCAAUGCCAUAGAGCUACUGCUAUGGUUGGCCAACUACAAGGCUAAGGAGGCUCAAGGAGGAGGUAGUUAA
Molecule: messenger RNA, 5562 nt
Organism: Pleurotus ostreatus (oyster mushroom)
Lineage: Eukaryota; Fungi; Basidiomycota; Agaricomycetes; Agaricales; Pleurotaceae
Exons: 7
Coding region: 1-5562 (1853 amino acids)
Biological process (GO): double-strand break repair via homologous recombination
Cellular component (GO): nucleus; chromosome; cytoplasm
Molecular function (GO): ATP binding; four-way junction helicase activity; nucleic acid binding
Source: RefSeq, a predicted model, not a curated record